CAGCAGGAGAUGGGCGACUUCCGAGACAUCAGAGGCUUCUUCACCAAGGCCGAGUGGGGCGAUCUGGCCGAGUGCGAGAAGCGGCGCUACAGGAACAUCAAGCAGAACCACGCCGUCAUGCUGAACCUCGGGAUGAACCCGGCCCAGCCCGAGUUCAUGCGCGCACGCGGCAAGCGCAGGGCGAGGGGGAAUGGAGCGGAGUGUGGGCGGUCGAGUGACUCCGACGAGGAGUGGACGGGGAGGAGGAAGAGGAAAGAGGUGGCGGUGCACGGAGGACGAAGAGGCGGAGGAGGCAAACGAGGAGGCAAGGGGGCCGCUUCACGCUGGGCUACCGUGGGAGAGUCGCACGCGAGGGCAGCUCCCAGCAAGCGCAAGACUAAAGCGGAAGCCCUGGAGUACGUGUGGAGCAUCUUGCAGGGCGUGGAGGAGGAGCAGCAGCAGGAGGAGGAGUUCAGGGGAUUUGAGCUGAGGGAGGUGCACAAGGCCAGGAUGGCGAUGUUCAGGCUGGAGCGCAGAGCCACCGCCUGCAAGGAGGCCCUGAGGGUGGUGCUCCAGAGGAUACGUGGAGGCUCCUCCGUGCCGCCGGCCUCCUCCGCCCAGGCUGCGGCGGUGUCGCUCAGCGCUCGCUCUCGCUACGGCCUGCGGCAGCGCGAGAGGAAAGUCUACACAGAGGUGGAGGAGCCCCAGGACGACGACUUCUUCUUCUGCGAGCUGUGCAGGGAUUUCUACCUGGGGGAGUGCUCCGUGCACGGCCCGCCAGAGUUCAUCGCGGACACGGCCGUGGCCCCGGGAGUGGCCGACAGGGCCCGGCUCAGCCUGCCCCAGGGCCUCACCGUCGGCGCCUCCUCCAUCGCCGGCGCCGGCCUCGGGGUGUGGAGCAACAGGAAGAAGCUGCCCAAGGGGGUGAUGUUUGGGCCCUACCAGGGAGAGGUGUCUGAGGAGAACCCCGUGAGCGAGUACUGCUGGCUGAUUUACAAAAACAAAAAGGAUCGUGAAUAUGUUGAUGCUCAGGAUGAAUCAAAAUCAAAUUGGAUGAGGUUCGUCAACUGCGCGAGGAAUGAGCAGGAGCAGAACCUGGUGGCCUUCCAGCACCGGGGGCAGAUUUACUACCGCACGUUCCGUGCCGUGGGGCCCGGCUCUGAGCUGCUGGUCUGGUACGGCGAGGAGUUCGCCCAGGAGCUGGGCAUCGCCUGCGAGGCCGGGCCCUCGCGACGCCGCAGCAGCAGCAGCAGCAGCGAGUUGGCUCCCAGGGCCACCGCCAGAGACCUGCAGCCCGUGCAGCCUCCACCAAGCGAGGAACACUGUGGAGUGGGUGUGGAGGUCACAAGGCUGCCGUGUCCUGCCUGCAACCGUCAGUUCAUCUGCCUCUCUAGUCUAGAGCAUCACGUGCAGAGGAGACACCCCACUAAGCCCAGUAACAAAAGUCAUCAGUGUGACCAAUGUCCAUACAGCACAGACCGCAAGAGUAGCUUGAAGAUACACCAGAGAACACACACGGGAGAGAAGCCGUUCAAGUGCACCGUGUGUGAGAAGGCGUUUGCACAACUACCAGAUCUUCACAGGCACCAGAGAAUACACACGGGAGAGAAGCCGUUCAAGUGCACCGUGUGUGAGAAGGCGUUUGCACAACUACCAGAUCUUCACAGGCACCAGAGAACACACACGGGAGAGAAGCCAUUCACGUGCACCGUGUGUGAGAAGACGUUUGCACGGCUAUCAACUCUUCACAAGCACCAGAGAACACACACGGGAGAGAAGCCGUUCAAGUGCACCGUGUGUGAGAAGGCGUUUGCAGACCUAUCCAGUCUUCACAGCCAUCAGAGAACACACACGGGAGAGAAGCCGUUCAAGUGCACCGUGUGUGAGAAGGCGUUUGCACAACUACCAGCUCUUCACAGCCACCAGAGAACACACACGGGAGAGAAGCCAUUCACGUGCACCGUGUGUGAGAAGACGUUUGCACGGCUAUCAACUCUUCACAAGCACCAGAGAACACACACGGGAGAGAAGCCGUUCAAGUGCACCGUGUGUGAGAAGGCGUUUGCAGACCUAUCCAGUCUUCACAGCCAUCAGAGAACACACACGGGAGAGAAGCCGUUCAAGUGCACCGUGUGUGAGAAGGCGUUUGCAUGGCUAUCAGCUCUUCACAGCCACCAGAGAACACACACGGGAGAGAAGCCGUUCAAGUGCACCGUGUGUGAGAAGGCGUUUGCAGACCUAUCCAGUCUUCACAGCCAUCAGAGAACACACACGGGAGAGAAGCCGUUCAAGUGCACCGUGUGUGAGAAGGCGUUUGCAUGGCUAUCAGCUCUUCACAGCCACCAGAGAACACACACGGGAGAGAAGCCGUUCAAGUGCACCGUGUGUGAGAAGGCGUUUGCACAACUAGCACAUCUUCACAGCCACCAGAGAACACACACGGGAGAGAAGCCAUUCAAGUGCACCGUGUGUGAGAAGGCGUUUGCAUGGCUAUCAACUCUUCACAGCCACCAGAGAACACACACGGGAGAGAAGCCGUUCAAGUGCACCGUGUGUGAGAAGGCGUUUGAACGGCCAUCAACACUUCACAGGCACCAGAGAACACACACGGGAGAGAAGCCGUUCAAGUGCACCGUGUGUGAGAAGGCGUUUGCACAUCUAUCACAUCUUCAUAGGCACCAGAGAACACACACCGGCCAGAAUGCAUUUUCUCAUCCACGUGAAAACAGAAAAGUCAGCCAUCCUGAGCACAAAGCGCACAGCGCCGAGCUGUGAAUUAGUUUCAAACAACAGGCCACGUGAUUAACCGAGGCUGUGCCACUCUUGAAACUGAUUUUGAAUGUGAACACGGAAACCUACGGAAUCCUCCUACACCUGCCUCACACCCUGUGGGGGGCGGGAGAUUAAACCGACCCGGCCACCCCUCGAUUGCAAGUGCAGAGUUCUCGGUCCGAACCACUGCACGUCCCACCCCCACCACCUGGGGGUCCCUGUGUGUGAGUGUGCAGAGUCCCCCGUGCAGAGCUGCACUGUUGUCACCCUAGAGGGGGGCACUGCAUGGCGAUCCACCUACAGAUACCCCAGUCUGCACGUCUCCCGCCGGUCUCCGUGAGCACCGCGUGCCGUCUCGUAGCCCUGCCCCGUGCGACGUACGUACAGUGCGUACAGUGCGUACCCAUCCAGCGGUAGGCCGAACCGCGGCCGAUGACGAAGGCGGCGUCCGCUCACGAAUCUCCGUGCACUCAGUCCCGUAGCCCCGAGCCAUCGCUUGCGCGAUAUUCACUUUGCUGCCGAGAGGAAAGGAGGGGGUUGGUAGGAGAGGACAUCUGUGGAACGGCUGGAGAUCUGCGGAGAAGAGCUUCAUAGCUCAUCGAAUUCCUGCGACCUGAAAAAAUAU
Messenger RNA from Petromyzon marinus (sea lamprey), 3376 nucleotides. The record is from RefSeq and is a predicted model, not a curated record. NCBI's taxonomy places the organism in Eukaryota, Metazoa, Chordata, Hyperoartia, Petromyzontiformes, Petromyzontidae.